AUGGGGAACCACUUGACUGAGAUGGCACCCACCACCUCCUUCUUGCCCCACUUCCAGGCCCUGCAUGUUGUGGUCAUUGGGCUGGACUCAGCUGGAAAGACCUCCCUUCUUUACCGCCUCAAGUUCAAAGAGUUUGUCCAGAGCAUCCCCACCAAAGGCUUCAACACAGAGAAGAUCCGGGUGCCCCUGGGGGGGUCCCGUGGCAUCACCUUCCAAGUGUGGGACGUUGGGGGGCAGGAGAAGCUUCGACCGCUCUGGCGCUCCUACACACGCCGGACAGAUGGCCUGGUGUUUGUGGUGGAUGCUGCUGAGGCUGAGCGGCUGGAGGAGGCCAAGGUGGAGCUCCACCGAAUCAGCCGGGCCUCGGACAACCAGGGUGUGCCUGUGCUGGUCCUGGCCAACAAGCAGGAUCAGCCCGGGGCACUGAGCGCCGCCGAGGUGGAGAAGAGGCUGGCGGUCCGGGAGCUGGCUACUGCCACACUCACCCACGUGCAGGGCUGCAGUGCUGUGGAUGGGCUGGGCCUGCAGCCAGGCCUGGAGCGCCUGUAUGAGAUGAUCCUCAAGAGAAAGAAGGCUGCCCGGGCAGGCAAGAAGCGACGGUGACCUGAGGCUGCCCCUCCUCACCAGUAGGGGUCUGUACACUUGGACAGCCAGGCGGAGCCUGUGGCCCCUCACUCAGUCCCAGGGUUCAGGACCUGCCCACCUCAAUGGAGGACCAAGAAGCACAACAGGGGUCCUGUUUGGGGGCAGCAUGGGGGGUGGGCGACGGGAGAUGGGAUGUGUUCUCACAUCUCUCCCUCAUCCUCACUUCUGGGGAAGUGGAGGCUGCAGGACUGUGGAGGCUUAAAUGUAAACUGACUCUACCUCGACCCUGUUUCCUGUUUUUCUUCUCUGGCUUUUUGAUUGGAUGUGUUUAGGGAUGAAGGAAAGUUGCUUGGCGAAUGCAUUUGGAAUAAAUGAGAACUAGCUCUUG
Messenger RNA from Budorcas taxicolor (takin), 973 nucleotides. It is a transcript of the gene ARL4D, whose product is annotated as ADP ribosylation factor like GTPase 4D. The record is from RefSeq and is a predicted model, not a curated record. The transcript has a single exon. The coding region runs from base 1 to 603 and encodes 200 amino acids. Gene Ontology annotation, cellular component: cytoplasm. Gene Ontology annotation, molecular function: GTPase activity; GTP binding. Lineage: Eukaryota; Metazoa; Chordata; Mammalia; Artiodactyla; Bovidae. Gene Ontology annotation, biological process: vesicle-mediated transport; intracellular protein transport.